Rhineura floridana is the source of this 847-nucleotide messenger RNA. It is a transcript of the gene SREK1IP1, whose product is annotated as SREK1 interacting protein 1. The record is from RefSeq and is a predicted model, not a curated record. Bases 261 to 728 code for a protein of 155 amino acids. Gene Ontology annotation, molecular function: zinc ion binding; nucleic acid binding. Lineage: Eukaryota; Metazoa; Chordata; Lepidosauria; Squamata; Rhineuridae. The transcript is spliced from 6 exons.
CUAUACGGGACAUCAGAGCAGACCUCCCGACAUGUUGGAAACUGGGAGCCACCACUUCUAGCGCGGGGGGAGACCCGCACAGAGUAAAGAUAAGGCCUCUAAUCCCUCUACCGAACGUUAGUAAGAACUCUCCUCCAACAUCUUCGAAGACAGUCGGAGCCCUUCGUGCUCGGGUCAAAGUUUUCCGGCGGAGAAGCGUUGCCAUCGCUAACUCGUCCGGCCAAGAAGAGGACCUCUUGAGGGCUGAGUUCGAAGGCUGCAUGGCGUUGCCAGGUGGAAAUAAAGAUAACAUCAGAGCAGGGUGCAAGAAAUGUGGCUAUCCGGGUCACUUGACGUUUGAAUGCCGAAACUUUCUUCGGGUGGACCCUAAAAGAGACAUAGUUUUGGAUGUCAGCAGCACAAGCAGUGAAGACAGCGAAGAAGAGGAGCUGGGAAAGCUUCAGACCAUUCCAGAAAAAAAGGGUAUUGCAAAGGAAGAAGAAAAGAAAAAGACCAAAAAGAAAAGAAAAGAGAAAUCAAAAUUAAAGAAAGCAAGAAAAAGAUCUUGUUCCUCAAGUUCUACAGAAGAGGAUGAGCCUAAAUCAAAAAAACAGAAAUCCCACAAAAAGGAAAAGGAUAAAAAGAGUAAAUCCAAGAAAAGAAAACAUCACAAGAAGGGGAAAAAAAAGAGAAAAAAGGGGAAAGAGUCUUCAUCUUCUGAUAGCUCAGAUUCUUCUAGCAGUGACUAAGCAAGCCUAGGAUGAUGUAGAUCCCUCCUGAUUAUAAUGAUGCCCAGAUAACAUAUAUUUUUAUGGAAAAAGUCUGUUAUUUAUAAUGCCUCCUUGUAUUAAAAGUAAUUUUUUGGAAA